Molecule: messenger RNA, 652 nt
Organism: Carassius auratus (goldfish)
Lineage: Eukaryota; Metazoa; Chordata; Actinopteri; Cypriniformes; Cyprinidae
Product: gamma-aminobutyric acid receptor subunit beta-3-like
Exons: 4
Coding region: 314-652 (112 amino acids)
Biological process (GO): monoatomic ion transport
Cellular component (GO): membrane
Molecular function (GO): extracellular ligand-gated monoatomic ion channel activity
Source: RefSeq, a predicted model, not a curated record
CAGCACAGCUACGGGCGUCAAAACCGAAGGAUGGAGAAGACCUGGCUGAGCCCCAAACACCGACUCCCCUGCUGCAAGCUCCGGUAGUGUCUUGGGCAAAAUGCAUUGUAUUUACCGAGCACCUAACCAAAUAACGCAGUCUCCGCAAGAGAGCGAAAACCCGGAUCGCAGCGAUUUGUUUACGCGCAUUUGACAGUAAUUGUAGUUCUUUAGCAAAGACUCACUUAUGGAAUAACGUAACCUGUUACCUACGCGAGGAAACCUUACAUCGUCCGUUUUGUCGCUCGAUUCCUUGCCUGAAAGAGUAUAAGGAAUGUUUGGAAUACAGAAACGAAGGCUGUUUGGUGUUCUUUCAUUACCGGUAAUUGUGGCAGUGAUGUGCUGUGCUCAAAGCGCCAAUGAACCAGGAAACAUGUCUUUUGUCAAAGAGACCGUGGACAAGCUUUUGAAAGGCUAUGACAUCCGUCUUCGACCAGACUUUGGAGGUGCACCAGUCGCAGUUGGCAUGAGCAUCGAUGUGGCAAGCAUAGACAUGGUGUCUGAGGUCAACAUGGACUACACACUGACCAUGUAUUUCCAGCAGUACUGGAGGGACAAGCGGCUUCGCAUAUUCUGGGAUCCCUCUCAAUCUUCACUCUUGACAACCGGGUAG